GUGCAUUCUAAAAGCGUUCUAAAGCAGCCAUUAUACUAUUUGCUUUAACACAUAUCUAGCACCCGGCCGAGACACUACAGUAACCUGUUAUAUAAAGCUUUCAGGACCUUACCGUACACAGACAGCCAGAACUGUGGAACUAUCACGAGACUUGAAAUUGUACCAUACGUAGCUGACACUGGUGCCCUCUAACGGCAGGGAGUCUUUACAACGCAACCGUUCAAUUUCAACAUGAAGGGGCUGAAAGCUGUCGUCAUAGGUGCAGGUGUGGUUGGCAUGUCUUCAGCAGUGUGUAUAGCUGAGGCUCUCCCUUACUGCUCCGUCACCAUAUUGGCUAAGAACUUCUCUCCAGACACUACCAGUGACCUAGCUGCUGGAAUUCUUCUGCCCCAACAGAAUCCAGAUAUCCCUGUGGAACAUCAGCGGCGUUGGUUUAAAGGCACGUUUGAUCACCUGCUAGGCAUUGUUCAAUCACCACAGGCUUCAGAAGCAGGAGUGUUGCUAAGUUCAGGAUACCAAUUAUUUAAGGAGGUCCCUAGUAACAAAAAACCCUACUGGUCUGAUUCUUUGUUUGGAUUACGCACCAUGACAGAUAGUGAAAUGAAGCAAUUCCCAAAUCAUAAGUUUGGUCAAGCUAUAACUACUAUUAAGUGUGAAUCCCUCACAUACCUGCCAUGGCUAAAGCAAAGAUUUCUAAAAGCUGGUGGACAAAUCCAACAACAGGAGGUGACAGACCUUCAGCAGCUUGCCCAGACCUAUGAUGUCAUGGUGAACUGCUCAGGCCUAGGCUCCCGUUUCUUAGUGGGGGAUGAACAGGUCUAUCCAGUGCGAGGCCAGAUACUUAAAGUUAGCGCUCCAUGGCUGAAGAACUUUUUCCGAGACAACGAUGGAAAUACCUACAUCUACCCAGGCAUUGACUCUGUGACUCUGGGGGCGACGCAGCAGAUCAACGACUGGAGUCUUGAGGUGGAUAAGCAAGAUAGUGAGGGCAUCCUUAAGCGCUGCAGUGAUAUGGUACCAGCACUGAGGAGCAGUGUGGUCCUGGAAGAGUGUGUGGGUCUAAGGCCUGGCAGGAGGAUCAUCCGUCUGGAAAGAGAGUGGCUAAUAAUUCAGGAUCGCCAGGUGCUGCUGGUGCACAACUACGGUCACGCUUCCUGGGGCAUCUCUUUGAGUUGGGGCACUGCACUAGAGGCAUUGGACCUGGUGAGGCAGGGUCUGUAUGAGAAACCACCCUGGGCCAGACUGUAAAUGCAGAUCCAUACAAGUCCUUAAUUACUAAUGCCACUGAUAAAAAUUACAAAUGCCACUGAAAUUACAAUGAAAUUUCCUUACACAAUGGCAAACCACACAUAUUCUAAAUAGCACUUGUAGGUGUGUAAAAAUUAAACGUAAACACAAAAUACAAAUAUAUUAGUAAGCCAAUUAAUAACAAUUCCAUACACAUUUACCAAAGUAAUCUAAUUCCAUUAUCACUGUAGAUUCAGUAAUGACAGAAUACACAAGAAUCCAACAUAAAUCAUAAUUGAAAACGUGUGUUUAUUGUAGCCUACAUUACUGCAUAUAUACUGCAAAUGCAGUAAAGCAAAGAUGUGAUGCUAUAUAAUUAUUUUCCUUUGAUUAGAAUGGAAUAAACAUUGUUGUCUUUUAGAGUUGUAAUGUUUAUUCAGAGUGAUCUACUAACUGAAAAAUCACCAGUGAAGUUAGCAAGUUUGGUUGUGCACUGUCACAGUAAAUUGAGUUGCUUGAAUAAAUAUCUUUGUCACAUCA
This is a messenger RNA of Trichomycterus rosablanca, 1767 nucleotides long. RefSeq names its product D-aspartate oxidase (gene ddo). The transcript has 6 exons. NCBI's taxonomy places the organism in Eukaryota, Metazoa, Chordata, Actinopteri, Siluriformes, Trichomycteridae. Bases 232 to 1248 code for a protein of 338 amino acids. Gene Ontology annotation, cellular component: cytoplasm. Gene Ontology annotation, molecular function: D-aspartate oxidase activity; FAD binding. Gene Ontology annotation, biological process: L-aspartate catabolic process; D-amino acid catabolic process. The record is from RefSeq and is a predicted model, not a curated record.